AUGGCCUCUGUUCAGUGGACCCGUCUCAUUCGCUUCGUCCCCACCGGCGCCUCGGCUCCCAUCUACGGCGAGCCCAUCGGCUCGGACGCCGAGCUCGCCGACAUUGGCGCCGCUGCCGCCGCUGGCAAGCUCACCGCCCGUGUCAUCGACGUCGGUGCCGAUGGCCCCCUCUCGCCCGCUGCCAAGGUGACCGAGCAGGUUGCCACGGUUGGAACCCUCCUCGGCCCACUCCCUGUCGAGGCCGUCCCAGACGUCAAGUGCAUUGGCCUCAACUACCGCAAGCACAUUCUCGAGGCUGGUCGUUCCCUUCCCCCCUUCCCUUCCCUCUUCAUCAAGCCCGCCACCUCCAUCGCCGACUAUGGCGAGGCCGUCCCCAUCCCAAAGUGCGCACAGGAGGGCGAGGCCGACUACGAGGGCGAGCUGUGCGUCGUCAUCGGCCAGGACGUACGUGAUGUCUCUGUCGAGGACGCCCUCAAGUACGUGGCCGGCUACACGGCCGGCGACGACGUGAGCUCGCGCAAGUGGCAGCGUCUCAAGGAGCGUGCCGGCGGUGUGCCCCAGUGGUGCUUCUCCAAAGGCUUUGACAAGUUUGCGCCUCUCGGCCCAGUCAUUGUCGCGUCCGCACUCAUCCCCGACCCGUCCAAGCUCGACCUCAAGACCGUUGUCAACGGCGAGGUCCGCCAGGAGACCCCCGUGGCCGACCUGGUGUUCGACGUCCCCACCAUCAUCUCGUUCCUUUCCCAGGGCACCACCCUCCGCCGCGGCACCGUCAUCAUGUCGGGUACCCCCGGCGGCGUGGGCUGCGCUGGGCCCGAGGAGAAGUGGCGUCCCCUCAAGGACGGCGACAAUGUCGAGGUGUACGUCUCUCAGAUCGGUACCCUGAGGCAUUCGAUCCGUUACGAGUAG
Molecule: messenger RNA, 906 nt
Organism: Apiotrichum porosum
Lineage: Eukaryota; Fungi; Basidiomycota; Tremellomycetes; Trichosporonales; Trichosporonaceae
Exons: 2
Coding region: 1-906 (301 amino acids)
Molecular function (GO): catalytic activity
Source: RefSeq, a predicted model, not a curated record